UUCAAAUUUAUUUCCCUGCAGAUUUCUCGGUUCUGCAGAAACGCAAAUACAAAUCGUUCUUCUUCUUGUUUUCCUUCUACCUUCGUUCAAUAAUACCGUUUUCCGCGGCAAAUUCCUCCGCAUUCCGAUCGAAACUCGCCGGCGUAAUUUACGUCUCUCGAGCACCGUGCGGAAUUCUCUGUGUUCCAUCGAUCUCCACCGCUCGUCCCCAUGACGCCUGAAUAUGAUUAUUUGUUUAAGCUUCUGCUUAUUGGAGAUUCUGGUGUUGGAAAAUCCUGUCUCCUUCUGAGGUUUGCAGAUGAUUCAUAUUUGGAUAGCUACAUUAGCACUAUCGGGGUUGACUUUAAAAUCCGCACAGUGGAGCUCGAUGGGAAGACUAUUAAGCUCCAAAUAUGGGAUACCGCUGGCCAAGAACGUUUUAGAACAAUAACCAGCAGCUACUACCGUGGGGCUCACGGCAUUAUUGUUGUUUAUGAUGUUACAGACCAAGAUAGUUUCAAUAAUGUAAAGCAGUGGUUAAAUGAAAUUGAUCGUUAUGCAAGUGAAAACGUGAACAAGCUUCUUGUGGGCAACAAAUCUGACCUGACAGCUAACAAAAUCGUGUCCUAUGAGUCAGCCAAGGCCUUUGCGGAUGAAAUUGGGAUUCCAUUUAUGGAAACAAGUGCUAAAAGUGCCACGAACGUUGAACAGGCUUUCAUGGCCAUGGCUGCUGAAAUCAAGAAUAGGAUGGCAACUCAACCAAUGAACAAUGCGCGGCCGCCAACUGUGCAAAUUCGAGGACAGCCUGUGAACCAAAAGUCUGGUUGCUGCUCAUCUUAAAGAAAAAGGGGAGAUUGAGAUCUCUAUGAUUAGCACUGUACCCGUAUGGUCUGGUCGGUCCUUCACAUGUAAAACUCUUUCCUUGGCUUAGCUUUUCUUCUAAAGCUUUGUUUUGUUUUGUUUUCUUCUUUCCACCCUUUACUUUGUUUAAAAUUCCCAUUCUUUCAAAAAAAAAAAAAAAAA
Cucurbita moschata (crookneck pumpkin) is the source of this 1002-nucleotide messenger RNA. Its product is annotated as GTP-binding protein YPTM2-like. The record is from RefSeq and is a predicted model, not a curated record. The transcript is spliced from 8 exons. Lineage: Eukaryota; Viridiplantae; Streptophyta; Magnoliopsida; Cucurbitales; Cucurbitaceae. Gene Ontology annotation, molecular function: GTPase activity; GTP binding. Bases 211 to 819 code for a protein of 202 amino acids.